UAGAAACAAGUUAGAAGUUUCAGACAGCUCAAGACUCUCUCCUCCUAUCAAUAGGAUUUCCUGCCGAUUUUUUCACGAUUUCCCCGCCAUCUUCUGAAUCUAUCCAAUAUCGCAUCUCAAUUUUCAGGUGUUUUGGAUUCGUUGGAGAUGGCAAGAGAAUGAGGAUUUGCCCGCGAUUAUGUCUCUAUCUUACUCCGAUUGCUCCUCCGACCUCCUUUGUUGCGAGGAUGCCGGAAUCUUGGACGGAGACUCGCCGGAAUACUCUCAAGAAAUUGAAUAUCCUGCCGAUACCAAGGAGUCCAUUGCCGGUUUCGUCGAAGACGAAGGAGACUACGUGCCGGAACUCGAUUACCUCGCCAGGUUUCAGUCUCGAUUGCUGGAUGCUUCAGCAAGGCAGGAGUCCGUUGAAUGGAUCCUCAAGGUACAUGCGUUCUACCAUUUCCAUCCAGUAACGGCGUAUCUUUCCGUCAAUUAUCUGGAUCGGUUUCUAGCUUCUGAUCGCCUCCCGCAAGCAAAGGGGUGGCCAUUACAACUUUUAUCAGUUGCCUGCUUGUCAUUGGCUGCUAAGAUGGAGGAACCCCUUGUUCCUUCCCUUUUGGAUCUCCAGGUUGAAGGUGCAAAGUUUAUCUUCGAACCAAGAACUAUACAAAGGAUGGAGCUCCUUGUCCUUACCGCCUUGGACUGGAGGCUACGGUCCAUCACACCCUUCAACUUUAUUAACUACUUUGCCUACAAAGUUGAUUCCACUGGGAGCCUUACUGCUUUCCUUGUUUCACGAGCCACACAAAUUAUCCUAGCCAUUAUACGAGAGAUCAGUUUUCUAAAUUAUUGGCCGUCAUCAGUAGCUGCAGCUGGCAUACUUUGUGCGGCCAAAGAAAUUCCAAAUCUAUCUCUUCUUGUUAACCCUGGGAUUGCUGUAUCGUGGUGCGAUGGACUAAGCAAAGAAAGGAUUGUCAGUUGCUACAGGUUAAUGCAACAACUUGUGGUUGACAAUCGCCGGAGAAAGCCCCCAAGAGUCCUACAACAGCUCCGAGUAACGACUCCCACCGGAAUCGAUUCUGCUGAUUCAUCUUCUUCAUCCUCCUCAUCCUCCAACAAAAGAAGAAAACUGAAUAACUGCUUAUGGGUAGAUGAUGACAAAGACAGACUUUGAGAUGAACCACUGGAAUAAUGGAUGGAAACGAGAGAGAGAGAGAGAGAGAGGAGAAAGGAAAUAAAUAAUAUUUGGUGGGUGGUCCACGCCUGUCCGAAAUCCUCAUUAUUUUUGGGAGGAUUUAGAGAUUAAUUUGACUUGAAAAAUGUUAGUUUAGAUGAUGUAUGAGAGCUUUGAAAGCUGGGGAUCUUUUUUCUUUAAUUUGUGUGUGAGAGUGUGAGUGAUUGAGUUGCCAUUGAUCAAAUGGUUUGGUGAUAGGAGUGCAGAUUCCCAAGGGAUGGGAAUUUAUUAAAUCUGUAAUUUCUUCUUUUAGAGAGUGGGAUAAGUUUAAAAGUGGACUGGAGUCAUGGAGUAUGUAUGAAGUGGGUGAUUGAAUUCAAAGGAAGCAUCGAUUGUUUAAUGAAAGGGAAGAGACGGUGGGGUGGGGAUGGAGGGGCCAUUCGGAGAUGGAGGGAAUGAAAGAGAAAGCUAUCAAAGUGGGUUGGCAUUUGGCAAAGUAAGGAGGAAUUGAAGUUUGAGUUGGUGAUGUGUAUGAAUGGUCGGUCAGUUUCUCUCAUUCAGGGAACCAUCAUUACUUCAACAGAAAUUUAACAAAGGAAAAUAAAAAUGGCUCCACGUAUACUUUUGGGAGUGGUAUGUCAUAUGUGUGUCCAUGUUUUAUGGUUGCGUGAUCACACGAGUGUAUGUGUGUUUUAUUUGGCGGGAAUGGCCCAAAUCGGGCCAUGGCCUAACUAUACCAGACUCUUUUUUUUUUUAUUAUUCGGAGUGGUUUUCCACACGAGCGUGUAUUCAUUUCUUUCUUUGCUUUUCUAAUUUCUUUUUCUUGGGAGGGGAGGAAGUCCCUCUUGGGAAGGCCGGAGUUUGGCCUAACAAAUAGAAAGGUCUUUGGGGCCUUUUAGGCGUGUUGUAUUUGUUGAUAUAAGGAUAGAAUUUUAUAGUUGAUUACAUAUAAUUAUUUCUUUCAGUCUGGA
Nelumbo nucifera (sacred lotus) is the source of this 2124-nucleotide messenger RNA. Its product is annotated as cyclin-D1-1. NCBI's taxonomy places the organism in Eukaryota, Viridiplantae, Streptophyta, Magnoliopsida, Proteales, Nelumbonaceae. The record is from RefSeq and is a predicted model, not a curated record.